Tribolium castaneum (red flour beetle) is the source of this 5033-nucleotide messenger RNA. It is a transcript of the gene kkv, whose product is annotated as krotzkopf verkehrt. Gene Ontology annotation, molecular function: chitin synthase activity. Lineage: Eukaryota; Metazoa; Arthropoda; Insecta; Coleoptera; Tenebrionidae. Gene Ontology annotation, cellular component: cell periphery; cell septum. The record is from RefSeq and is marked provisional.
AGUUCUUGACCGAUGGUUGUGAGGUAUAUACAAAAAGGGGCUCUAUUUAUCUAUGUCAGUGUACAAAAUUUCUUUUACUGAAACUUAAAAUGUAACAUAUCAUUAUGAACGUGUUUUUUAUAUUUAGUUGAUUUAUGUAAAAGUGUUACUUCGUAAUUGGUAAAAGGAUACACCAUCACCCUCAAUUUCGAACAUGACAUCCGGGGGGCUGCGGAAUGAUACAUACAGCGAUGACAAUUUCUCGGAUGACGAGAGCUCCCCUCUCACCGAAAACAUUUAUGGAGGAAGCACCCGGACUGUGCAAGAGACCAAAGGAUGGGACGUGUUCAGAGACCCCCCGAUCAAGGAAGAGUCGGGUUCGAUGGCGAACCAAAAAUGCCUCGAAAUCACCGUCAAAAUCCUCAAAAUCGUAGCGUACCUCGUAACCUUCGUGAUAGUCCUCGGCUCGGGCGUCAUCUCCAAAGGCACGCUCCUCUUCAUGACAUCCCAGCUCAAACCCGACAAAGUCACCGUGUUCUGUAACCGGGACCUGGGCCGCGAGAAACAAUUCAUCGUCAAGCUCCCAUCGGCCGAGCGCGUGGCCUGGAUGUGGUGCUUGAUCUUCGCCUUCUGGGUGCCCCAGCUCGGCUCCCUGUUCCGCUCCUCCAGGAUGUGCUUCUUCAAAUCGUCCAAAAAGCCCGCCUUCUCCCACUUCCUCAUCGUCUUCUUCACCGAAACGCUCCACACCGUCGGCAUCGCCCUCCUGAUAUUCUACAUUCUGCCGGACUUGGACGUGGUCAAAGGGGCCAUGCUGACCAACUGCAUUUGCUUCGUCCCGGGGGUUUUGGGCUUGCUGUCCCGCAGCAACAAGGAAUCGCAGAGGUUCCUCAAAGUGAUAAUCGAUUUGUUCGCAAUUGCGGCGCAAGCCACGGGCUUCGUCGUCUGGCCCAUAAUUGAGCAAAGGGCCGACCUCUGGAUCAUCCCAAUUGCCAUCUUCCUGGUCUCGCUCGGCUGGUGGGAGAACUACAUUUCCAGGCACUCCCCCAUCCCCUUUAUCAAAAAACUGGGCAAAAUCAAGGAGAACCUCGAGCAGAGUCGCUACUUCAUCUACAUGUUCGUCUCAGUCUGGAAAUGUCUACUGUUCUUUGUCUCCGUCUUGUUCAUCCUCUUGGUCAAAGAAGGAGAAGUCGCGUUCUUUUUCACCCAGUUUUCCGAAGGCUUCAGCACCCACCAAAUCCAGGUCCUGGAGAUCAAGCCCGUGCUAGGCGGGACGGCGCUUCCCGACAUUUCCGAGAUUAUCCCAACUGGGGACGACACCACAAUGGACUCAAACGACAUGACUGCGAUUUACGUCCUCCUUAUCAACAUUUUCGCCUCGUAUUUCGCCUACAUUUUCGGGAAAUUCGCUUGCAAGAUCAUGAUCCAGGGCUUUUCGUACGCUUUCCCCGUAAAUUUAACAAUCCCAGUCUCGAUUUCGCUGCUGAUCGCGGCUUGCGGGCUCCGCAACGGCGAUCCCUGUUUCUUCCACGACACCAUCCCUCCGUACCUCUUCUUCGAGAGUCCACCGGUCGUGUUUUUGAACGACUUCAUCUCGCACCAACACGCCUGGAUCUGGCUGCUGUGGUUGCUGUCCCAAACGUGGAUCACGUUGCACAUUUGGACCCCGAAAUGCGAGCGUUUGGCUCGGACUGAGAAACUUUUCGUCACCCCGAUGUACGAGGGGCUGCUCAUUGAUCAAAGUUUGGGGAUGAAUCGGAGGCGCGACGAUGAGGCUGAUGUCAAGACUGAGGACUUGGACGAGAUCCAGAAGGAAAAAGGGGAUGAGUAUUACGAGACCAUUUCUAACCACACGGACGCUUCCUCGGCCAAAGCGGUCAAAAACUCCGACCAUAUCACACGGAUUUAUGCCUGCGCGACCAUGUGGCACGAGAAUAAGGAGGAAAUGAUGGAGUUUUUGAAGUCGAUUUUGCGACUGGAUGAAGACCAGUCUGCCAGAAGGGUGGCUCAGAAGUACCUCCGGGUGGUCGAUCCGGAUUAUUACGAAUUCGAAACUCAUAUAUUUUUCGACGACGCGUUCGAAAUCUCCGACCACAACGACGACGAAACGCAAGUCAACCGCUUCGUCAAGCUUUUGGUGGCGACCAUCGACGAAGCGGCGUCCGACGUGCACCAGACGCACAUGCGCAUCCGUCCCCCUAAGAAAAUCCCGACCCCGUACGGGGGUCGUCUGGUGUGGACGCUCCCCGGGAAAACGAAAAUGAUCGCCCAUUUGAAGGACAAGAUGAAGAUAAGGCACCGGAAGCGGUGGUCGCAAGUCAUGUACAUGUACUACCUCCUGGGGCACCGGCUCAUGGAACUGCCAAUUUCCGUGGACAGGAAAGCCGUGAUCGCCGAAAACACGUACCUGCUCACGCUUGACGGCGACAUCGAUUUCCAGCCUUCGGCAGUAUUGCUUUUGAUUGAUUUGAUGAAAAAGAACCGGAACCUGGGGGCUGCCUGUGGACGCAUCCAUCCGGUGGGCUCGGGACCUAUGGUGUGGUACCAAAUGUUUGAGUACGCCAUUGGGCAUUGGCUGCAAAAGGCCACCGAGCAUGUUAUCGGCUGUGUGCUUUGUAGUCCCGGUUGUUUCUCGCUUUUUAGGGGAAAAGCGCUGAUGGAUGAUAACGUUAUGAAGAAAUACACCACUUCCUCGUCGGAAGCCAGGCAUUACGUGCAAUAUGAUCAGGGAGAAGAUCGUUGGUUGUGCACUUUGUUGCUCCAAAGGGGCUACCGAGUCGAAUAUUCGGCCGCGUCAGACGCCUACACCCAUGCACCUGAAGGUUUCAACGAGUUCUACAACCAGCGGAGGAGAUGGGUGCCUUCGACCAUCGCCAAUAUCAUGGACUUGCUCAUGGAUUCAAAACGAACGAUCGAAAUUAACGACAACAUUUCCAUGCCUUACAUUGGCUACCAAAUUCUUUUGAUGGGUGGGACCAUCCUGGGCCCCGGCACCAUCUUCCUCAUGUUGGUGGGUGCCUUCGUGGCCGCGUUCCAAAUCGACAACUGGACGAGUUUCUACUACAACAUCAUCCCGAUCCUCUUCUUCAUGCUGGUGUGUUUCACGUGCAAAUCCAACAUUCAACUAAUCGUCGCCCAAAUCUUAUCAACCGGAUACGCUCUGAUAAUGAUGGCGGUAAUAGUGGGUACAGCGCUUCAGUUACGCGAGGACGGGGUCGGUUCCCCCUCUGCGAUAUUUUUAAUAGCAAUGACUGGGUCAUUUUUCAUCGCUGCUUGUCUCCACCCGCAAGAAUUUUGGUGCAUUGUCCCUGGAAUUAUCUAUCUGCUGUCGAUUCCCUCCAUGUAUUUGCUACUGAUUUUGUACUCCAUUAUCAAUCUUAACGUCGUAUCUUGGGGUACUCGUGAAGUCGCGGUGAAGAAAACGAAGAAAGAACUAGAGGAAGAGAAGAAACAGGCCGAGGAGGCCAAACGAAAAGCGAAGCAAAAGUCGCUGCUUGGGUUCCUCCAAAGUGGGGGCACUAGUGACGAUGAUGAGGGAAGUAUCGAGAUUUCCUUAGCCGGGCUUUUCAAAUGCAUGUUGUGCACGCAUCAGAAGGCCGGCGAUGAAAAAGCGUCCCUGAUCAACAUUGCCGACUCGUUGGAAAUGCUCAACAAGCGCCUGGACCACAUUGAGAAGACCAUUGACCCCUCCGGUCACAUUUCGAGGAGAAGGAGCAUGUCGGCGUCGUCAAGAGGUGACCACCACCACCUUGGAGCCGUGACUGAGGAAGGGGGCGACGAAUCAGCCAAUGAGACUGAUUCGGAAACGGUGUCCACAGUCCCACAAAACAAGCGCGAUGACCUGGUCAAUCCCUACUGGAUUGAAGACCCCGAUGUGAGAAAGGGCGAAGUGGAGUUCUUGAGCAGCACCGAAAUCCUCUUCUGGAAGGAUCUACUCGAUAAGUACUUGUACCCCAUUGACGAGAACAAGGAGGAGAAGGCCAGGAUUGCAAAGGAGUUGAUCGAACUCCGAAAUAAGUCGGUUUUUGCGUUCUUCAUGUUCAAUGCUCUCUUUGUCUUAGUCGUCUUCCUGUUGCAACUUAAUAAGGAUCAGAUCCACGUUAAGUGGCCGCUAGGUGUACGAACUAACAUUACGUAUAUUGAGGAAACGUCCGAGGUCCACAUUAGCAAAGAGUACCUCCAAUUGGAACCGAUCGGUCUAGUCUUUGUCUUCUUCUUCGCCCUUAUUUUGGUGAUCCAGUUCGUUGCAAUGUUGUUCCAUCGAUUCGGAACAAUCGCCCACAUUUUGGCCUCGACAGAGCUCAACUUGUGUUGCACCAAGAAAAAGGAGGAAUUGUCCCCGAACGCACUACUCGACAAACAAGCCGUGGAAAUCGUCAAACAGCUGCAAAAACUGCAAGGCAUUGACGACGGCGACUACGAGAACGACUCGGGCUCAGGCCCGGACCGCAUCGGCCGCCGCAAAACCAUCCACAACUUGGAGCGCGCGGCUCAGAAGAAGCGCCAAAUCGGAACUCUGGAUGUGGCUUUCAAGAAGCGAUUCGCUAAACUUAACGCCAAUGGGACGAACGCCGGGACUCCGGUCCUGAGUCGAAGACUGACCAUGAGGAGAGAGACGAUGAAAGCGCUCGAAGUCAGGGUGAACUCGGUGAUGGCCGAAAGGCGCAAAUCACACAUGCAAACACUAGGUGCCAAAAAUGAGUACGGGAAUAAUAAUGUGGUGGCGAGGAAUCACAGGAACAGUGUCGCUAGCAGCAUUCCGGCCAAGGAUGUGUUCGAAAAUGGACAUGUGAACAAGGCGUUCGAAGAGGACAAUUAUGACCAUCGCAGGAACUCGCUACAAAUGCAACAAAGAAACAACGUUACCUGGAAAAGCAGCAAUAGCAGGAUGUGAAGCACUGCCAAACGACUUUGUAAUACUCUUCAAAUACUGCCUUUUUCACUAAUGAUAAGCUCAAUUUUUAAGUAAAGACAGGUUUUUGCCCUUACGCUAUUAUUACUUUUAUUUAUUGUGAGGUAUUGUGAUAUUUAAGACAAUAAAGUAUUUUAUAAAACGG